AUGGUCUCCUUCAAGUUCCUUCUCGUUGCUGCUUCGGCAAUCACUGGGGCUCUUGCUCGCCCCUUUGACUUCCUCGAUGAGCGUGACGACAACUCCACCUCUGUUCUCGAGGCCCGUCAGGUCACUGGAAACAGCGAGGGCUACCAUAACGGCUACUUCUACUCUUGGUGGAGCGAUGGUGGCGGUUACGCUCAGUACAAGAUGGGUGAGGGCAGCCAGUACUCGGUUGAUUGGCGAAACACCGGUAACUUUGUCGGUGGUAAGGGAUGGAACCCUGGUACUGGCCGCACCAUUAACUACGGAGGUAACUUCAGCCCUCAGGGUAAUGGCUACCUUGCUGUCUAUGGCUGGACUCGUGGCCCCCUCGUCGAGUACUACGUCAUUGAGAACUUCGGAUCCUACAACCCCGCAAGCGGUGCUCAGCUCAAGGGAACCGUUUACACUGAUGGAGAUACCUACGACCUAUACCAGUCCACCCGGUACCAGCAGCCUUCCAUCGACGGUGUUCAAACCUUCAACCAGUACUGGUCCAUCCGCCGUAACAAGCGCGUUGGCGGCUCCGUCAACAUGCAGAACCACUUCAACGCUUGGGCCCAGGCCGGCAUGCGCCUUGGUAACCACUACUACCAGAUUGUGGCUACGGAGGGUUACCAGAGCAGUGGCUCUUCCAACAUCUAUGUCCAGACUCAGUAA
Fusarium sp. VM40 is the source of this 693-nucleotide messenger RNA. NCBI's taxonomy places the organism in Eukaryota, Fungi, Ascomycota, Sordariomycetes, Hypocreales, Nectriaceae. The record is from the annotation of a GenBank genome assembly.